Aspergillus alliaceus is the source of this 2133-nucleotide messenger RNA. RefSeq names its product glycerol-3-phosphate dehydrogenase GUT2. Gene Ontology annotation, biological process: glycerol-3-phosphate metabolic process. The transcript has 4 exons. Lineage: Eukaryota; Fungi; Ascomycota; Eurotiomycetes; Eurotiales; Aspergillaceae. The record is from RefSeq and is a predicted model, not a curated record. The coding region runs from base 1 to 2133 and encodes 710 amino acids. Gene Ontology annotation, cellular component: glycerol-3-phosphate dehydrogenase (FAD) complex; mitochondrion. Gene Ontology annotation, molecular function: glycerol-3-phosphate dehydrogenase (quinone) activity.
AUGGCCGCCCGUCAUUCCCGAAAGCUUUUACGGCCUCUGCUUUAUACGUCGGUCGCAGCGGCCGCAGGAGCUGGUGUCUUAUACAUCUCCUAUCGUCCUCGCAAUAUCCCUGGCUCGGAAGCUCCCGCUGUACCACCCCCUGGCUAUCAUGAAGGCAAACUUGUGCCUCCAAGCUUCCCCUCGAUCAAAUCGCGCCUCGAACAGAUCCAGGACCUAAAGCGCAGUUCCAGCGGUGAUGAUUCUGAUGUGUAUGAUCUUCUUGUUAUCGGUGCCGGCGCCACUGGGUCAGGAAUCGCCUUAGACGCCGCGACACGGGGUUUAAAGGUAGCGGUUGUCGAAAGGGAUGAUUUCAGUGCUGGGACCAGCAGUAAGAGUACGAAACUAGUACAUGGAGGUGUCCGCUACCUAGAAAAGGCCGUGUGGGAAUUGGAUAUCAAUCAGUACAAGCUUGUCAAGGAAGCCUUGAGAGAGCGCAAAUACUUCCUGAACACUGCUCCUCACCUCUCCAGCUGGCUUCCAAUCAUGGUUCCCGUACAGAAAUGGUGGCAAGCUCCUUAUUUCUGGGCUGGUACAAAGUUCUAUGACUAUUUGGCUGGGUCGGAGGGAAUCGAGAGCUCCUACUUCCUGCCCAGGAGCAAGGCUAUUGAUGCCUUCCCCAUGCUGAGAAAAGAUAAUAUGUUUGGUGCCAUGGUUUACUACGAUGGUGCCCACAACGACUCUCGGAUGAACGUAUCUCUUGCGAUGACAGCUGCAUUGUAUGGAAGCACUGUUGUAAAUCAUAUGCAAGUUACUGGUCUCACCAAAGAUGCCUCUGGCAAACUGAAUGGUGCACGAGUGAAAGAUGUUAUCCCUGGGAAAAAUGGCCAAGAAGAAGCAGAGUUCACCAUACGGGCUAAGGGCAUUAUCAAUGCAACCGGCCCCUUUACCGAUUCUAUCAGAAAGAUGGACGAGCCCGAUGUGAAGGAAAUUGUCGCACCAAGCUCUGGGGUUCAUGUUAUCCUCCCUGGGUAUUACAGUCCUUCGAACAUGGGCCUCAUUGACCCUUCCACGUCCGAUGGCCGUGUCAUUUUUUUCCUUCCAUGGCAGGGGAACACAAUUGCUGGAACCACGGAUCAACCGACCGAAAUAACAACUCAACCUGAGCCCUCUGAAAAGGACAUUAACUGGAUUCUAUCAGAAGUUCGCGGCUACCUAGCACCUGACAUCAAUGUUGAGCGGAGUGAUGUGCUAGCAGCAUGGUCUGGAAUUCGGCCUUUAGUUCGCGAUCCUAAAGUGAAGAGCUCGGAGGCAUUGGUUCGCAAUCAUCUGAUUUCUGUUUCCCCAUCCGGGCUGUUAACAUGCGCGGGAGGGAAAUGGACGACUUACCGUCAAAUGGCAGAAGAGGCUGUAGAUGAAGCGAUCGGAGUCUUUGGUCUUCAAACUCGACAUGUCACCCAGGUUCCAGAUAUUAGUGGCGUUGGAGGCAGUGGCUUAGUUGCCGACGGUGCUGUUCUCGAUGGCUCUUGUCAAACCCACCAGGUCCGCUUGAUUGGAGCGCACGGGUUUUCCAAAACACUUUUCAUCAACCUCAUUCAGCACUUUGGCCUUGAGACCGAUGUGGCCCAGCAUCUAACGCAAUCAUAUGGUGAUCGCGCUUGGCAAGUGGCAGCUUUGUCUUCACCGACAAACGCUCGCUUCCCUGUUCGCGGCCAACGUAUCUCUGCGUUAUACCCCUUCAUUGAUGGCGAGGUUCGCUAUGCUGUUCGCCACGAAUACGCUCAGACUGCAGUCGAUGUUAUUGCUCGUAGGACUCGUUUGGCGUUCCUCAAUGCCGAGGCAGCACUUGAGGCUCUUCCUAGCAUCAUUGAUCUAAUGAGUGAGGAACUCAACUGGGAUAACAGAAGAAAAGACCUUGAAUGGAAGGAAAGUGUUAGCUUUCUUUCAUCAAUGGGACUUCCCAAGAAUUUUCUUGGGCUGUCUAGGGCUCAGGUAGAGGCAGGCAAGGUCAAGCAGGUUGAUUUCGCGGAACGGCAGGCAUCUUCCAGAACUGAUCCACCGGCAGAUGUGCUUGAUAGUGAUCUUCGCCCUGAGACUUCCGUGGCUUCUGAAGCAUCAAGUCGUUUGAUGAGCUCAGAGUCCCCUGCAAACAAUUAG